CACUACCCCCCUCUUCCUCACUGUUCCAAUGAAUCAAUCUGCAAAAAGCGUUUGAGAGAUCCAUAACGUGACCAGAACAAGUAAAAAGCAGAGUGCAAACGAAUCUGUCCAUGUUGUGUGCAUAAUCUUUAAAGUGAAAUCCGGCUUACGUUAGCCCACAAGAUUUUCUUCCCUUUCCCCAUAACCAAGGUCCUAUAUCCUCCGCUGGUGUGCGCAUAUCCCUUAUCCUUCAUCUCUCUCUUUCGUCUCUAUACAUUUACAUAUAUAAACAUAACAAGAAAACCACGUAGCAUGGCUACCAGGUUUCUUUUAGCGUUUGCAAUCUGUCGAUUAAUCGUGACAGUUGGAUUAACCUUGGAUCCGACGGAGCUUCUACGCCUUGAAGUCGAGGGUGUUCUGAGCGUAGAGCCUGCCGACCUGGGGGCGGCUUCACGGGACUUCGGUGGCAUGCAAAACGCCGAGCCAUUAGCCGUUCUGCAUCCGGGUUCAGCUGAGGACGUGGCCCGGCUAAUAAAAGCAGCUUAUGAAUCCGGUCAGGGAUUCACAGUCUCGGCUAGGGGACACGGGCAUUCUAUCAAAGGGCAGGCCACGACCGCAAACGGGGUUGUGGUUCAAAUGAGUGGCUCCACGAAGGUGGCUCCGCCGAGAGUUUCUGAGAAAUUCAUGUACGUGGAUGUGUGGGGUGGAGAGUUAUGGGUAGAUGUAUUGAGUUCCACCUUAAAGUAUGGACUUGCACCAAAAUCUUGGACAGAUUACUUGUACCUUUCCGUGGGUGGUACUCUCUCCAACGCAGGAAUUAGUGGCCAAGCAUUCAAUCAUGGCCCUCAAAUCAGCAACAUAUACGAGCUCGACGUUGUUACAGGGAAGGGUGAGCUAUUGACAUGUACACCGAAACAAAAUUCGGAAUUGUACCAUGCUGUUCUUGGUGGUCUAGGACAAUUUGGCAUAAUUACAAGAGCAAGAAUUGCACUUGAAAAAGCCCCCCACAGGGUGAGAUGGAUUCGAGUGUUGUACUCCAAUUUUUCGGCUUUUACGCAAGAUCAGGAGUAUCUAAUAUCUUUGCAUGGACAACCAGCCACGAAAAAGUUUGACUAUGUCGAAGGUUUUGUUAUUGUUGAUGAAGGCCUUAUAAAUAAUUGGAGGUCCUCUUUUUUCUCCCCAGGCAACCCUGUCAAGAUUUCUUCUCUUAAUGCUGAUGGAGGUGUCUUGUAUUGCUUGGAAAUUACCAAGAAUUAUCAAGAAUCCAAUUCCAAUGCCAUAGAUGAGGAAGUUGGGGCUCUUUUGAAGAAAUUAAAUUUUAUACCAUCUUCCGAGUUUACGACUGAUCUUCCUUAUGUGGAUUUCUUGGACCGGGUUCACAAGGCCGAAUUGAAGCUGCGGUCCAAGAACUUGUGGGAUGUGCCUCACCCAUGGCUGAACCUGUUUGUACCCAAAUCAAGAAUCGGUGACUUCGAUAAAGGAGUUUUCAAGGGCAUUUUGGGGAAUAAGACCAGUGGUCCAAUCCUAAUCUACCCCAUGAACAAAAAAAAGUGGGUUGCAAAGAGUUCAACAGUGACACCAGAUGAAGACAUCUUUUACUUGGUAGCAUUUCUGAGGUCUGCACUGGAUAAUGGGGACGAGACACGGACACUCAAUCAUUUGACAAAUCAAAAUAAUCGAAUCCUAAGAUUUUGCAGCGAUGCUGGGAUCAAAGCCAAACAAUACCUUCCUCAUUAUACCACACAGCAACAAUGGAUGGACCAUUUUGGGGAUAAAUGGACACUUUUUUCCAAAAGAAAAUUGGAAUUCGACCCCAAGAAUAUUUUAGCCACUGGCCAACGCAUUUUUACACCUUUCUUCAAUCCUAGUGCACCAUUAUUGUGAUAAUUAAAUCAUAUAAUAUUUUUUGUACAUGCAUAGGCUAAAGGUAUCAGAUCAACUAAACACAUUUUUUAUGUUACACCAAAAAAAUAAAAAAAUAAAAAUCGCAUCUAA
Olea europaea var. sylvestris is the source of this 1974-nucleotide messenger RNA. RefSeq names its product cytokinin dehydrogenase 5. Gene Ontology annotation, molecular function: FAD binding; cytokinin dehydrogenase activity. The record is from RefSeq and is a predicted model, not a curated record. Lineage: Eukaryota; Viridiplantae; Streptophyta; Magnoliopsida; Lamiales; Oleaceae. Gene Ontology annotation, biological process: cytokinin metabolic process. The transcript is spliced from 5 exons. Bases 292 to 1863 code for a protein of 523 amino acids.